This is a messenger RNA of Protopolystoma xenopodis, 372 nucleotides long. The record is from the annotation of a GenBank genome assembly. NCBI's taxonomy places the organism in Eukaryota, Metazoa, Platyhelminthes, Monogenea, Polystomatidea, Polystomatidae.
AUGUCGGACUCUGGGUCAGAGUUUCCAAACGCAGAAGACUGGGUCAUCCAGGAUUUCCGCCUCACCACCCACUACCAUAAGCUGCUGGCCGGCCUUCAAAGUGGCUUGACGCAGGAUUGCUGCCUCAUCCAUUGUCAGGCGUUUGACUCGACCUGUUCGUCGGCUUUAAAGUCGCUGAUAGCAGCCGCUUCUGCCUCUCCGAAUAACCACUCGUCUCGCCAAACUUCGGACCUGAACGUUGGCCUCGAAACUCCAAAAUCGAAGAUGUCCGAGCGGCCAGGUCGAGCCUGUGCCGAAUCGCCGUUCGGCCCCGAGGCCACUUGGUCAAACGAGCUUGCCCACUCGAGAUGCCUGAUAACCAGGGAGGUGUAG